This is a messenger RNA of Manis javanica (Malayan pangolin), 1919 nucleotides long. RefSeq names its product single stranded DNA binding protein 4 (gene SSBP4). Gene Ontology annotation, cellular component: nucleus. The record is from RefSeq and is a predicted model, not a curated record. Lineage: Eukaryota; Metazoa; Chordata; Mammalia; Pholidota; Manidae. Gene Ontology annotation, molecular function: single-stranded DNA binding; protein binding. Gene Ontology annotation, biological process: positive regulation of transcription by RNA polymerase II.
GCGGGGAGGAGGCGGGCGGGGGCGCGCGCAGCGGGAAGAGGGGGCGCGCGCUUCCCGGAACAGCUUUCGCUAAGAGAAGAGAGGAAGAAAAUAAAACCCGCGGCCGGAGCCCAAGCUGAAGCUGCCGCCGCUGCUGCCUCGGCCGUCUGGAGCUCCCCCGCGCGGACGAUGCCUGCGGUGGCCGCGCGGGGCUCGGGGCGGUGAGGGCCGGGGCGCAGGGUAGCUAUGGAGACCACGAGCGCGGCCCGCGGCGCCGCCUGACAGGUGUGGGCUCCGGCGGCGGCGGCGGCGGCGGCAGCGGCAGCAGCGGCGGCUCGGAGCAGCAUGUACGCCAAGGGGGGAAAGGGUUCAACGGUGCCCUCCGACAACCAGGCCCGCGAGAAGUUGGCACUGUAUGUAUAUGAGUACCUGCUGCAUGUGGGUGCCCAGAAAUCAGCCCAGACCUUUCUGUCCGAGAUCCGAUGGGAGAAGAACAUCACGCUGGGGGAGCCCCCUGGCUUCCUGCACUCCUGGUGGUGUGUGUUCUGGGACUUGUACUGUGCCGCACCUGACCGCAGAGAGGCUUGUGAGCGCUCAGAUGAGGCCAAGGCCUUCCAGGACUACGGCACUGUAGCGGCCCCCAGCCCCGUGAUGGGGAGCAUGGCCCCCAAUGACGCAAUGGCAGCCGGCGCCAUGGCACCUGGCUUCUUCCAGGGCCCCCUCGGCUCCCAGCUGCUCCCCCACAACCCCAACGCCCCCAUGAUGGGGCCUCAUGUUCAGCCCUUCAUGUCACCGCGGUUCCCAGGGGGCCCCCGGCCAACCCUGCGGAUGCCGAGUCAGCCCGCCGUGGGCCUACCCGGCUCCCAGCCCCUCCUCCCUGGUGCCAUGGACCCCUCCCCGCGUGCUCAGGGACAUCCGAGCUUGGGCCCGAUGCAGAGGGUGACCCCUCCACGGGGCAUGGCCAGCGUCGGGCCUCAGAGCUACGGAGGUGGCAUGCGGCCCCCACCCAACUCUCUCGCUGGCCCGAGCCUGCCCCCCAUGAACAUGGGCCCCGGAGUGCGUGGCCCAUGGGCCAGCCCCAGUGGCAACUCGAUCCCCUAUUCCUCCUCUUCCCCGGGAAGCUACACGGGACCACCAGGAGGAGGUGGACCGCCUGGAACACCCAUUAUGCCCAGCCCUGGAGACUCCACCAACUCCAGCGAGAAUAUGUACACCGUCAUGAACCCCAUCGGGCCGGCCGCCGGCAGGGCUAACUUCCCGCUCGGGCCGGGUCCGGAGGGCCCCAUGGCCGCUAUGAGUGCGAUGGAACCUCACCACGUGAACGGAUCCCUGGGCUCGGGCGACGUGGACGGGUUGCCGAAGAGCUCCCCCGGCGCCGUGGCCGGCCUGAGCAACGCCCCCGGCACCCCGCGGGACGACGGCGAGAUGGCGGCCGCCGGGACCUUCCUGCACCCGUUCCCGAGCGAAAGUGUAAGCGACUGCGUCGACUCCCCCCCCGCGGCGGCGUCGGGCCGGAGGGGCCUGGCGGGCAGGCCCCGGCGGGGCGGCCGGGGGGCCAGAGCAAGACCGUGACCGCGGCGGGCCAGUACUCGCCCGGGAUGACGAUGAGUGUGUGAUGGGGCAGAAGCCCCUUGCCCACUGGCAGCCUUGGCUUCUGCCCAGCGCCCGGUCCCGGACAAAGCCCAGAGAGUCGGGUGGUCUGCCGGGUGAGGGUCUGAGGUCACAUCUCGGUCAGCUGGACUCCUGGUCAAGCUUGGAAAGCUGGGAGGCCCCGCACGAAGGACUGUCAUUUUAUAAAAAAACGCAAGGACCUCAAAGACGCUCUUUCCUGUGUGGGCCCUUCCAGCCAUUGUUUUGCCCAGGGGGUCUUCUUGGGGAACCUUUCCCUUGGACAGCUGGGGGGGCCCUAUCAAUAAAUGUAACUUGGUUUUGGUUUUUGG